AUUGUUGAUAAACUGCAUUGGUAUGUUCAGAAUGGUGAUACAAUUGUGGACUUCUGUUGUGGUGCUAAUGACUUCAGCAUUCUUAUGAAGAAAAAGCUUGAAGAGACUGGAAAGAGAUGCUCAUACAAAAACUUUGAUCUACUUCCAACGAAGAAUGAUUUUAAUUUUGAGAUGCGAGAUUGGAUGACUGUACAAACAAAGGAGUUGCCUACAGGGUCAAAGUUGAUCAUGGGCUUAAAUCCCCCCUUUGGACUAAAGGCAGCAUUGGCUAACAAGUUUAUAGACAAAGCUCUUGAGUUCAGACCGAAGCUCAUGGUUCUCAUUGUACCAUCAGAGACACAGAGGCUAGAUGAGAAACGGCGUCCGUAUGAUCUUGUCUGGGAGGAUGAGAGGUUUCUAUCGGGCAAGUCAUUUUAUCUACCUGGAUCAGUUGAUGCUAAUGACAGGCAAAUAGAGCAGUGGAAUGUAAAGCCACCCCCACUGUACCUUUGGAGUCGUCCUGAUUGGACUAGCAAGCACAAGGCCAUAGCUCGGGAGCAUGAUCACCUGAUCAGCCAGCGUGAGGUGUCACCUUCCAGUCAUACUAAGGAGGAUAAUUCCGAUGUCAAUAUCAAGCAAGGUGAUGACAUCUUGAAUUCAAUUGAUGCACCUAUCAAUGAAGGUCAGGUGAGAUACUCACCACAUGGAAGUGUUGAUCGAGGGAGUCAAGAGAGACAAUAUAGGGUGAGCGAUCCUGAGAAUACCUCAUGGAAGAGGAAACGACGUGAGGAAAAUGAUGAAAGAGGACUAGGUGUGACCUCACCAGUCAAUCCAAUUGAUAUGAGAUCCUCAAUUGAACGUUUGCAGCCUAAACAUGACAUGCCACCUCCAGAUUUUGAGGUUGUUGAUAAAGGUUAUAGGAAUUUGGAGCCUACCUCUUCCUCACAUACAGGGGGGAUUAGGGGAUCCUAUAGCGGGACCGACUAUUGGCCAAGUGUUUCCAAUCCCCUUUAUGAUUCUGGGGUUACAGGCGUAGAUGGACGCCAUGGCAGCCUUAUGAGAGACACCGGAUAUAGACCCUAUGUCAGGGAGGAUGAGAGCAACCUUAGGGAACUAGGGACAAGGCAACAUAUUCGCCAAUACGGGCUUCAGAAUCCUAAUAAUGUGACUGGUAAUUAUCUAUCAUCUGUUCACGAUCCUGCUUAUAGACAUGAGGGAUUAAGUUAUCCAGCCCAUGGCUCAUCAUAUGAGUCUCCUUAUGCCAUGAAUGCACCAGCCAUGCAGCGAUAUGCACCUCGUCUGGACGAAUUAAACCACGUAAGGAUGGAUCCUCUGGGGUCUGAGCCUCCUCCUAUAGUUGGACGUAGUGUGCCCCAACCUGGAUAUGAGAAUUGGAUGCCAGGUUUUGCAGGCAGUUCUCACCAUCUCAAUUCACGCCAGAAUUCAGCAGACCGGUUCAACCAAUAGCUUUGAACUUCCAUUGUUUAUCUUUCUCCCUUUAAUUUUGGGUCAAAAUGCUGUAUGCCAUGGGUUGUAUGCUCUCAGCUAAUCUAAUCUUCAGUCCAAUUCCUUCCGAAAGAACGUCUAGUUUUUUUUUUCUUUUUGGUGAUUUCUGAUUCCUUAUGGUUAGUGGAAUUGAGUAAUCAUCUGUGUACAUACAUGACCUUGGAGUGGGUAGAUAUUAUGUGCCACUUACCUAACUACUGUAUUGUCAAUCAGAGUUCAAAAUUUAGAUUAUCAGCCACUCACAUUUGUUACUGUUCUACAUUUUCUUCAUAGUUUGAAGAGUAACUCCUUGCUUGUCAACUAGACAUUUUAAUACCUCUCCUUUCUUCUAGAAGCGCAUUGCCCACUAUUUUCA
Messenger RNA from Vigna umbellata (rice bean), 1840 nucleotides. Lineage: Eukaryota; Viridiplantae; Streptophyta; Magnoliopsida; Fabales; Fabaceae. The record is from RefSeq and is a predicted model, not a curated record.